UGGGAAACAGUAGACAGAUAAGUGCGUCUGAGAGACUGCAGGCAUCUCUGUGAUCUCCGGGCUCAAGGCUGCACUCGGCACACUACACAGCGAACUCCACUGCAUCAUUACUGGAUAGGAGAAGGGAUCACUGUGUAUCUAUGACUAUUUUACAGCUCUUGUAGUUGUUUCCCCCAUUUUCUUCCCGUGCACUUUAAUUGGAGAAGCUCGCCAAGAUGAUGUCCAUGAACAGCAAACAGCCGCACUUCGCCAUGCAUCCCUCUUUACCCGAGCACAAGUAUACCACCCUGCAUUCCAGCUCGGAAGCUAUAAGGAGAGCUUGUCUACAAACUCCACAGCUGCAGAGCAACAUAUUCGCGAGCCUGGAUGAGACCCUGCUGGCCCGGGCUGAGGCUUUGGCGGCCGUGGACAUCGCCGUGUCCCAGGGCAAGACGCACCCGUUCAAGCCCGACGCCACCUACCACACGAUGAGCACGGUGCCAUGCUCGUCAAAUUCAACUGUUCCACUGGCCCACCACCACCACCACCAUCACCACCACCACCACCAGAAUCUGGAGCCCCAGGACAUCAUGGACCACAUCACCUCGCCGUCCCUCGCCCUAAUGUCCAGUGCACACGAUGGGACCGGCGGAGGAGGCGGCGGGGGCGGCGGAGGUGGCGGCGGAGGGCUCAUCUCCACCUCUGCCCACCCGCACUCACACAUGCACGGCUUGGGACACCUCUCCCACCAGGCUAUGAGCAUGAACUCACCUCUCACCCACCACGGGCUCUUACCGGGCCACCACGGGGGGAGUCAAGGCGGCCCUGGGCUCAAUAACGCCGGCCUGCCCAGCAUUAUGAAUGACUCGGACACGGACCCAAGGGAGCUGGAGGCUUUCGCGGAGCGCUUCAAACAGCGGAGGAUCAAGCUGGGGGUGACCCAGGCGGACGUGGGUGGCGCUCUUGCUAAUCUCAAAAUCCCCGGCGUAGGAUCACUGAGCCAAAGUACAAUUUGUCGAUUCGAGUCGUUAACUCUCUCCCACAACAACAUGAUUGCGCUCAAACCUAUCCUCCAGGCCUGGCUGGAGGAGGCCGAGGGGGCCCAGAGGGAGAAAAUGAGCAAACCGGACAUUUUCAACGGAGGAGAGAAGAAGCGCAAGAGGACCUCGAUAGCAGCCCCAGAAAAGAGGUCUUUGGAAGCGUACUUCGCCGUGCAGCCUCGACCGUCGUCCGAGAAAAUAGCAGCUAUAGCGGAAAAGUUGGACCUGAAAAAAAAUGUGGUGCGAGUGUGGUUUUGUAACCAAAGACAGAAGCAGAAGAGGUUGAAAUUUUCCGCUGCUCACUGAUGGAAAAAGAUUUUUUUUUUUUUUUUUUUUUUUUUUUUAAAGUUGUGGGACUGAAUUUGGGGACCAAGGGGACACUAAGACACCAUUUUCAGUCUUUUGUCUCCAGCGCUUUUACUCGUUGGUGCACAAUGGGCUUUAGAUUACCCAUUUUCUGAGGCUUCAUAUAUCUUGUUUAUUUUCACGUUAUCGGUGAAUGUGAAGUAUGCAAAUAACAGAUUACACACAAUUUCGCUCAGUUGUUUCGAGGGAAAAAAAAGUUUUAGCGACGUCGACAUUGCCUUUUAACACAUGGGAAAAAAAGAGGUAAUAUGCUUAAUAUUAUAGCGAGUUAUUUUCUCCGAAUAGGCCUAUUAUUUGAAGUAUAGCCAUUUACGAAUUACCUCAUUGAUUGUUGAACUGUGUUUCUGGUUUGAUUUUUGUCGUUAACUUGUUGGUAUAGAAUAAUUCAUGAAUCUGUUCAUUUAUUCAUCUGUUUAUUUAUUCUCAUUUGGAGGCUGCUAUGAAUUCAAAUUUGGUUGCAAACGUUAAAUGGCUAAAGAAAAAAGAAAGUAGGCCUGCAUGAAAUCCUAAUUCACGGGCAGUAAGUUAGCCUCUGAAGGCUGUCACAGAGAUAUAUUUAUUUUAAAUUUGCACAAAAGACCCUUUAGGUUUAUAGUUGAAAUGGUUUUGUAUAUACAGACAUCACUUUGUCACUUAUCAGAAGGUGAGCUCCUGUGUUUUGGAAAUUAUUUUAUUGGGUCUAAAUUUGCAUCACGAGGAAAAGUUUCAAGUAGAUCCAGAGAGCACGAGAGCCUUUUCAGCUUCAUAAGUGAGAGAUCGCAGUGAAAAUAAUGUGUUCCAGUUUGCAGUGCAAACACUCUAUGCAUUUGGAAAAAGAAUCACUGCGUACAGUUGAGCUGUCUGCUGAUCAGACCUUAUUUUGUGGGUGGUGUAAGUCACUGUUAAAUGCCUGUUUUUCACAUUGAGAUCACCACGUUGUUUGUCGUGUCAAUUGUUACGGAAACGUUGUGUAAGUAACCUUUUUACUUUGUGCACAAGUAUGUUUACAAAAACUGCGGCGACAUGUGCAUCAUGGAAAAUGUCCUACUGUGUCCUUCUCUCUGUCACAAGUUCUCCUCUGUUGUCCUCUUACUUUCAUUGGUACUCUUCAUCCUGUAAGCCAAAUCCAACAGGGAGGUGUG
Messenger RNA from Labrus bergylta (ballan wrasse), 2506 nucleotides. It is a transcript of the gene pou4f1, whose product is annotated as POU class 4 homeobox 1. The record is from RefSeq and is a predicted model, not a curated record. Lineage: Eukaryota; Metazoa; Chordata; Actinopteri; Labriformes; Labridae. Gene Ontology annotation, molecular function: RNA polymerase II cis-regulatory region sequence-specific DNA binding; DNA-binding transcription factor activity, RNA polymerase II-specific. Gene Ontology annotation, biological process: regulation of transcription by RNA polymerase II.